AUGCUCGUCUACCUACCUGAGAUAUACAGUCUGGGACGCGAGCGACGCAACCGUGGGCGGUGUACUCUUAUAAAGGGCCAAAGAAAGGAGGAAGGGAACACGGCAUCGCCCACGCUAGCACCACGCUUGGGGAAAAAACUGUUCGCUGCAGAAACAGGUGACGUUGUGUUGCGUACCAUAAUUUGGAGCAAACUUGUUGAACAUCAGUACCGACCGCAACCCGACUCUGAUGCACAAGAAGUUCUUCACAUUCUCUUAUACGCCCACAGCAAGAGAGAUGACUUCAUCCAGCAAGGCGACCAGACGGAUAUAUAUGCCAAUGGACCGUUACCCUCCGGAUACCGUUCUGACGAUUGCGGUCCCCGUUUAACUGAUGCAUUUGUGAAGUCCUGGUCGACAUCAAAUUUUGAAUAUGUGGAAUCUUUGUCUGAUUUGGGACCUGAAAGUAGCGCCCCUAGUGAGCCUAAUUUAGCAAAUAACGACUUUGUCCCUGUUGAAGACGCUUUAUAUGUGUGCUAUAAUGUUUUUCAUGGAUUUUGCGAAAGACUUCAACUUACCAACAUAUCAGUCAUCAAACCAUGGAAACGGCACUCUUCUCUGUUGGAUUUCCACCCCAAACGGGCACCCGAUAUUCCUAUUCCUGUUGUAAAUUGGAAUACCUCCUUGAGCUCGACUCUCACGGUCGAUAGCAGUUACAUUUACGUUGGGCUUGAGCAAGAUCAGUUUCAGGACGCAACAUUGGUCGACCUUGAUCCAAUAUCUAUCAGACUUCGUGAUUUUGAUUACGCCAGCAAAGAGCCAAGUGUUAAGAGUUCAUUGAGGUUACAGGAAAGUGAUUUUCGAAUUAAGUACAAGUUCUCCUUCCAAUACACACUUGAAAAAGGGCAACGUGGGUCAUCUCAGCCUGUUGUACCACACAUUUACUUCGUGGCACAGCAACCAAGCAUUACUGAAUUUGGAAUGCUGGAAACGAGGAUUGCACGAGUUUGCUCGGGUGAUAAGUUCCUCCAUUCGUACGCCGAUUUAGAGCUUUCCUGUGAGGGAUGCUUCCUACCCGACGGAGGUCAGGCACAGAAGAUGGCUCUUAUUAAAGAUACCGAUUGGACUCUAGGCAUUGAGGAGAAGUUUUACUCAUUGGGGCUCUGA
This is a messenger RNA of Echinococcus granulosus, 1146 nucleotides long. RefSeq lists its product as hypothetical. NCBI's taxonomy places the organism in Eukaryota, Metazoa, Platyhelminthes, Cestoda, Cyclophyllidea, Taeniidae. The transcript is spliced from 5 exons. The coding region runs from base 1 to 1146 and encodes 381 amino acids. The record is from RefSeq and is a predicted model, not a curated record. Gene Ontology annotation, molecular function: protein binding.